UGUGAACACAACAGGAAGAGGAAACAGCUAGCACGCACGUGAAGUAGUCCUCUUCGUAAACACACAUCCAAGACGAGAUGGAGAUCACAGACGUCCCUGUCUCUAAAAGUGGCAAAAGUAAGAAAAAGAAUAAAAACGAUAAUCAGAAGAGGGACGAGCAGGCAGAUGACAUGGGGGUUCGCGGCGUCGAAGUGAAAGAAGAGACGAAGGAGGCCACCGUCGCUUUCCCACCAACAUUCAGUGUGUCCGAAAUCAAGAAUAAACAGCGAAGACAUGUCAUGUUUAUGAAACUAAAGCAGGAGAAAAGAAAGCAAAAGAUGGAGCUGAAGAAAAAGCGGAAAAGAGAGCAAAAAGCUCUCGGUGACAAGGCACCGCCAAAACAAGUCCCCAAGACGAUAGAGAACCAGAGAGUCUACGAUGAGACGACGGUGGACCCAGACGAUGAAGAGGUCGCGUUUGAUGAAGCAACAGAUGAAUUUUCCGCCUACUUCAACGGGCUCACAAGCCCCAAAGUUCUCAUCACAACGUCGGACAGACCCAGAGGGAGGACGGUGAAGUUCUGCGAGCAGCUGGCCACGGUCAUCCCAGACGCCCACGUCUACUACAGACGUGGCUUGGCCCUGAAGAGGAUCAUUCCCCAGUGUGUCGCCAGGAACUUCACAUACCUCCUGGUCAUCAACGAGGACCGCAAAGUGCCCAAUGGGAUGGUUCUUUGUCACCUGCCCGAAGGUCCCACCGCACACUUCAAGGUCAGCAGCGUUCGACUACGCAAGGAGAUGAAGAGGCGCGGAAAGGAGCCGACGGAGCAUUUUCCAGAAGUGAUUCUCAACAACUUCACCACACGUUUGGGCCACGGCGUGGGCCGAAUGUUUGCAGCUCUCUUCCCUCAGAAUCCGCAGUUUGUGGGUCGGCAGGUGGCCACCUUCCACAACCAGAGGGACUUCAUCUUCUUCCGAUUCCACAGGUACAUCUUCAAGAAUGAGAAGAAGGUCGGCAUUCAGGAGCUGGGACCUCGCUUCACCCUCAAGCUUCGCUCUCUGCAGAAAGGCACCUUCGAUUCAAAGUUUGGAGAGUACGAGUGGGUCCUGAAGCGCCAUGAAAUGGAUGCCUGCAGGCGCAAAUUCCAGCUGUGAAUGCAAAAAAACAUUUCUUCCCAGAUGACACAAGGACACCACUGUUUGUAUUCCCUCGCUUCUUUGUGAUCUUCACGCUUAGGGGGCACUCACAUGAGGCCGGUCCUACCGUGCCUGGGUCCGCUUCACGCUUGACCAGCGUGAGCACGCUGAUAUCUGCCUGGACUGGGACAGGUAAAGGUAGGCGGGGGCAGGGUGCGGCAUAGAGUGGCUGCAAUGCAAACUGGCGUCACCAUUCAUAAUAUGAAUAAAAUACAAAGACUCCAAAUGAAUCAACUAGAUUCACAGUCAUUUCAUUCAUGCGGUCACUCACUCGUAAGGCAUUCAUGACAGCCGGCACCUUUCACAGUACAAAUAGAGCGAUGACUACUCCACAUGAGACUAGAAAUAGUCCACAAAGUCAGAGAAAUUGUAGUAAAACGGCAGAAUAGAAGUGAUGACGGGCCAAUUGAACCCACGUCCGUCACGAUAUGAACGUGCGAGUGCGAGUACACUCUUAGUGAAAGCAGCAAUUACGCACUCAUACAUCCAAAGAUGGAUAUUAUACUCAUUAAAAAGGCUUUUCUUGCUAUUUAUUUAUAAAUGAAAAAGAAAUUACCGUAUUAACCCCAAUAUGAGACCAGCCCAAUAUUUUUAACUUGUUUUUGGAAGACAAAUUUUUUUAAAUUGCGUGUUAUGUUGCAUAUCUCAUUUAUUGCGCUUAAUUGGUUCCACCAAGUGCGAUUGCUCAUUUAUAAAUGGAAUAUAUUCCUAGCUGCAACAUAGAAAACCUGUUGAUAACCUUCUAAAUACGCUUUUUAACAUUAUUAGAGCCCUCUAGACAUCAAAUACCCUGCUCAUAUUACUUAUUACAGUAGACAUAAGAGAACAUAAGACAUGAUACAGGCUCUCACACAAACUCCAGCAAACAGGUGGUUUCAUUUACGUUUAUGUAGUAAUCUGGGCUGUCAAAUGAUUAAUCAUUGUAAUCAAAUUAAUCAGAUUUCAAAUGAAUCAUGAUUAAUCACCAUUUGGAACUAUGUGUGACAUAUGCCUUUUUACUGUAUUUUAUGAACACAAACAUAGACACAGUUGUAUAUAUUUGUAUGUCAUGAACUGAAAAUGUAAAUCAAGCUAAAAGAUAGCACACGUCUGAACAUAUAUUUACCCAACUCUAGUCUCUUUAUUAGUAGCACAACACUUUAACCCACCUUAAGAGCCAUGCCAUGUAGUGUUCAAAGACACCAUGGAAUUUUUUACGUUAAAUUCACUGUUUGGCGUGUAGACGGAUUUUGUGAGAUUUCCGAGCAAAUUGUACUUGCGCAUUAAGAGUUACGUGAGUGAGCUGUAAGAAUAUCCACUUACUGUUUUUCUUUGUCUUUAUGUUUAUUUAUUACGACGGAACGUCAGGGCCACAUUGAAAAAAGUAAGAAUCUGAGAUUUUGAGAAUAAAGUCGUAAAGUUGUUAUGAGAAAAAAGUAAUAUUACGAGAAAAUAGAACAUAGCUUUUCAGGAAGGAAUGAAAGCUUCAGGCAAGCUUUUAUUUCUUUAUAACCUGCCUUUUUUUCUUGUUAAUUUAUGACUUUUUGUCUCAUAAGUUUGCAACUUUAUUCUUGUAAAUUUAUGACUUUAUUGUUAAAAUCUGGGAUAUUUUUUUUCCAAUGUGGUGUCCAUGAAUGCAUCUCGCUGUGGUCUUGUGUGGUUCCGAGGAGGACUAGAGACGUGUUUGUGAGUUGGAGAUACAGUACACGUAUUGCACUGCUGGUGAUGUGUUCAGGUCAGAAUAAAGUUGUAAAAGAGCGUCAGCCCUUGUGGGUACACCGUAUGUGCAUCAUCACAGAGGCGUGGCUCGACAUGGUGCGUAUGCGUUUAAUACGAUUAAAAUGGUAACGUAAUGAAUGAAAUAUGCUAGUUACCGCCAUUAACGUGCUGUUUUUAACAGCUCUAAUAGUAAUACCUAUGUACUUGUACAUUAUCAUUACACACAAUCGCUAACUUGUGAACAUACUGCAAACACCCAAAACAACAGGGAAUUUAGGAAUUUGCAAGCCCAAAAACACCUCUAAUAAGCGGACCUGGCAACCCUGAUGAGCUGUCUUUGAAAAGAAUCGUCUUUGAAUGCGUGAGUACAGUACACCAUACAUACCAUUUAAACAUUUUUAUGCUUCAUUUAGGCCCAAAACAUGGCAAAUUUGCCAAAUCUCAUUUGGCACCAACUGUUGAUUUGUUUGUAUAAAUGCACACGAGAGGUGUCUGUUUUAUUUCUUCUAUUUGGGUCAUUAUGGUAUUAUCACUAGUGAGGAUAAGCAGCAUAGGAGACGGAAUGAUGGUAUUGAUCAGUGUACUCUUCACGUGGCUUAGCAGUGUUACUGCUGUGAACUCUCCUAUCAGUGGUGAGUACUGUCGAGUAAAACAAUGAAAUGAAAUGUGAAAGUCAUUUUAUUCAUGAAGUCAGACAUGAAAAACUGUACAAUUCCCAAGGCACGUGUGUCGGGGUAUUUAGUUGGUUUUAAUCAUGUUUUACGUUUACACUUAAUGUGCCACCGUAACACCUGGAAAUGUUUGUCAACCUUACAGUAGGUUAAAAAAUAAUAAUAAUGAAGUGAGCUGCUUGUUUCCAAUUUUCCAUCAACAUUCCUUAGGCGAUUUUAGUCCAGAAUGCAAAACCCGCAGUAAACAUCCACAAGGCAGCACAUUGGUGAAGCGCUGCGGAAAGAAAAUACAUUAUCAACGUUUUUUCAAGUAUAAUUCAGGCGGUAAAUGUAAGGCUCACAGAGGGAGGGGUCGCUGCUAUAAGAAGGAGCAGACUUUCUGCGGUCUGAACGGGUUGUUGCUGGACGACAUGCCGGUGAGCAGGGGGUCCUGCUGGGCGUUCUGAAGACAAAACUGCUGCAGGUCCGCGGCGGCCUGGGACACCUAACGACAUCCAGGAUGAAAAGACUGUUAAAAAGUGUGCCGUUUGUCAUUUUCGGUAUAGUCGUCGCGAUCUUCUUCGCUCAAAGCCAAACACGCCCAAAAAUGAAAAAGAGGCGUAAGCUUGUUUUUUUCUUACCUUUACUCGGUUUAUUCCCGCCUCAAGGCGUAGCUGUUGAACGAUUUUCUUCAUCGCUACGAUGUUGGAUGACCCCGACAUUGUGGUGAUUUAUCCCUUUUGGUCUCGAAACAAUAAAGUUCUUCAACUUGUUGAUAAGAUACUUCUUGAUCAACAAUGGACUUCCGGCUUUUGUGGAGGCGUGGCCUCCACAUGUUGCUUUCAGGGGUUCGGAACACAGUACGAAUUGGCAAAUUCUCA
Dunckerocampus dactyliophorus (ringed pipefish) is the source of this 4404-nucleotide messenger RNA. RefSeq names its product ribosome production factor 1 homolog (gene rpf1). Gene Ontology annotation, biological process: maturation of 5.8S rRNA; maturation of LSU-rRNA. Gene Ontology annotation, molecular function: rRNA primary transcript binding. The transcript has 9 exons. The record is from RefSeq and is a predicted model, not a curated record. Gene Ontology annotation, cellular component: nucleolus; preribosome, large subunit precursor. The coding region runs from base 78 to 1133 and encodes 351 amino acids. NCBI's taxonomy places the organism in Eukaryota, Metazoa, Chordata, Actinopteri, Syngnathiformes, Syngnathidae.